AUGAACCCUCGACUCGCAUUCGCUCUGGCCUCGCUUUUUGCAGGAGCUCUCUCCGCGCCUCAUGCGGGACAUGAUGGAAACAAGGACCCCAGUAUAGGGGACGCGAAGUUUGAGACCCUGGAGGAUGCGCGAGAGUAUGCCAUAGCGCGCAAUCAACAGCACAGGGACAUGGCGUACUGUGUCGCUGAGUCCCAGACUUGCGAAUGGACCGAGUUCUCCGUCGAGGUCGAGAGUGACGACAAGACCGAUGACAAGAGGAACGAGAAGAAGGACCAGGACCAGGACUACUUCACGGUCAAGACUUCAACGCGCACCGCAAUGUGCAAAGUGGGACAGUGA
This is a messenger RNA of Purpureocillium lilacinum, 339 nucleotides long. The record is from RefSeq and is a predicted model, not a curated record. NCBI's taxonomy places the organism in Eukaryota, Fungi, Ascomycota, Sordariomycetes, Hypocreales, Ophiocordycipitaceae.